UCCCAGCGGCCAUAAGCCAGGUCCCCCUUCAAAAAACCCCACGAGCUGCCAAAAGGGGGUCUACGAGCACGAGGCUUCCCGUAAGUGCAUCGGAUCAAUUUCAGCCCGGGCUACCUUAGUGAGGGGUACCUACAUCCACCGUACAUAACUUCAUACUUGGGACCCUUGUGGCCCAAAAGCGUUGAGCAACUGGAUGACCCAAAGUUUAAUGUGAAUACAUCCCCCCUUUGGCUGCACAUAAGCUUUUUUGAGUCUCAAACCUACCGAAUCCAGGGAAGAUCAGAUGUGUAUUUAUGGAUGAGGCGAGUACAUCCCGUCGAAAGCCUAUUGCUGACUGUCGUGGAAGAUGUACUUCCGUACAUAACUACGAAGCAAGCGGCCGGAUUGUCAAGACAUGCCGUGAAACUUGGGUGGGGGUGAAAGGGGUGAGACGGGAAUGUCACAGCUCGGCUUGGGCAUUGAAGACAAAGAAAGUCGAUUCGAGGUCCGCCGACGGAGGACGGAAAAGUAUCUAGCGGUUAUAACCGUUGGGACCGGGAAGCUUUUUUUUUUCUCGCUCCCUUUCUUUCCUCUUUCUCCUUUUUCCUAAGAUAACUUCUUUUUUUUCCUCCGUUCAUUGAAAAGUGCUUGUGCACAGUUGAUCAUGGCUACAGAAGUGACUGGUACCCGAUUCACACUAAACACAGGGGUAGAGAUCCCGGCCCUUGGAUUAGGAACAUGGCAAUCUGCCCCGGGACAGGUCCAAGCUGCAGUCUACCAUGCGUUGAAGGUCGGAUAUAGACACAUAGAUGCCGCACUAUGCUACCAGAAUGAGAAGGAAGUUGGAAGGGGAAUUGCACAGGCUGUCAGGGAAGGGAUAGUCAGGCGAGAAGACAUUUUUGUGACGACGAAGCUAUGGAAUACGUAUCACAGACGGGUAGAGGAAGGGCUAGAGACAAGCUUAAAAGACCUUGGGUUGGAGUACGUGGAUUUGUAUCUUAUGCAUUGGCCAGCACCGAUGAAUCCGAAUGGAAACCACCCGCUUUUUCCCAAGCUCCCCGAUGGAUCCCGGGAUAUUGACUGGUCACGGUCCCAUAUCGAUAGCUACAAGGACAUGGAGAAGCUCCUCGCGUCCGGCAAAGUGAAGGCGAUUGGCGUUUCGAAUUACAGCCUCAAGUACCUUCAACAGCUCCUUGAGCACGUUUCGGUUGUGCCUGCAGUGAAUCAGAUCGAGAACCACCCACUUCUGCCGCAGCAAGAGAUUGUUGAUUUCUGCAGAGAGAAAGGAAUCAUGGUCACGGCAUAUAGCCCUCUGGGGAGCACAGGCGGACCGCUGAUGACGAGCGACGCGGUGGUUGAAGUUGCGAGGAGAAAAGGCGUUUCGCCGUCGACGAUUUUGUUGAGCUGGCAUGUUGCACGUGGUUCCUGCGUCCUCUCAAAGUCCGUCACACCAUCGCGCAUCGAAGCCAACCUCCAUCUCCUUAAACUGGACGAGGAUGAUAUGAAAAUAAUUGCAAAAUUUACGGCGGAAUCGGUAUCUCGAAACGGGUUUACAAGGUUUGUCUAUCCGCCGUUCGGAAUAGACUUUGGCUUCCCCGACAAGACGUUGAAGGAUUGAACCUUGUGUGUGUGUGUGUGUGUGUUUGCUAGGUCAAGGGCAUCAUGUAACUAGAUAGCUACCCAUCUGGCGCAAUCAGGUCUAGCGAGUCACUGUAUGUCGUGAGCAGCUGGUA
Messenger RNA from Coccidioides immitis RS, 1712 nucleotides. Its product is annotated as glycerol dehydrogenase. The coding region runs from base 644 to 1597 and encodes 317 amino acids. The record is from RefSeq and is a predicted model, not a curated record. Gene Ontology annotation, molecular function: aldose reductase (NADPH) activity. The transcript is spliced from 4 exons. NCBI's taxonomy places the organism in Eukaryota, Fungi, Ascomycota, Eurotiomycetes, Onygenales, Onygenaceae. Gene Ontology annotation, cellular component: cytosol.